Molecule: messenger RNA, 4827 nt
Organism: Tetranychus urticae (two-spotted spider mite)
Lineage: Eukaryota; Metazoa; Arthropoda; Arachnida; Trombidiformes; Tetranychidae
Cellular component (GO): extracellular region
Molecular function (GO): chitin binding
Source: RefSeq, a predicted model, not a curated record
AACCUUGGAUAUUGAAUCAUAUCAUGUUAUAUUAAAACUCAAGAAACAUAUUUUCACCAAUUUCAACUAUUAACUCUUCUUUUUCCUCUAUCAACCCACCAGAUUAAGGUUAAACAGAUUAGUUGAUCAACAAUAAUGUCUUUAAAUUUUCUAAUCAACACCAACAACAUGAAGCAAAUUGUCAGCCAACCAAAAAUCCCAAGAAACAAAUUGAAAAACAAGUCUGAAAGGUUGAAAUUUUCACCCGAAAAAAAUCAGAUGUCCAAGCUUCCCUAAUGAUGGACCAGUCAAUGAUUAAAAUAAGAUAAAUAAUUAAAAAACAAUUUAAACACAAACUAAAGCUACAAUUUAAAAAUUGUGACACCAAAAUCAAAGUAAAACAUUUCCUACAAACCAAACCAAACAAGCCAAGAAUUGACAUGCAACAUCAACCCAAAGACAAAAUGCAACCUAAAAUGAUUCUGGAUUAACCUAAACCAUUGAAAAUUGUCUAAAAUUUAAUCAAAAUAAAGACAAUUAAAAAUGGGUUAAAGUGCAAUAAAAGGAUCUUCUAGAAGCUGAAAAAUAUCAACAGCAGAAAGUAAAACCAGAAAAGGGGAAAAACAAAACGGAUAAACAUAGUUAAUCCAAAUCAGUUUCACCGUUAACAGGUAGAUUAGAUGUUUUUGUUUUCACUUUCUCAUCCUUUCCAUCAUCAUUUCAUCCUUUCUCAGCAUAAUUAUUAUAAUCAAAAGUAACCCUGUUUAUCCUAAAGUUGAACCAGUAAAAUGAAGCCUAAAAAUCCCUCCCAACAUCCUCUUCACCAUUACCUUCACUUAUUGUUACACUCAUCAUCUCAAUCUUCCCCUUUCCUUUCUUCCUCACCAACAUCUUUCGAACCCAAAAUGAAGACAAAUUGUCAUCCCGUUAACCUUAUCCUGGUCAGCCAUAAGGACACUACCAUUGGGCGUACAUCAUCAUCUUAAUCAUAAAUCCUUAAUGAUGAUACAACAACAAUUGAUAACUUACUAAGUUGAUAUAAUAGCAACAUAAUUCUCGCAACAUUAACCAUUUUAAGUUUACUCAUUGUUGGCUUAACGUUAGUCUUUUUUGUGUGUGAGUCCGUUUGUUUCACUGACAACAUCCAUUAUCAUCAUUUGACCAGGUUGACCAUUAAAACUUCAUUUCACUUUCACUCCAGUUAAAGUAAAGAAGAAGAAGAAGCAGGCGAAAGAAGGGAAAAAGGAAUUUCUUUUUUUUUUCCUUUUCAUUAUUCCAUCAUUUUGUGAUGAUAACGAGUUUAAACCUUUUCAAAUGUUCAUCUUCAAUCUAAAGUAAAAUCAAAUUGACCAACGCCACCUUUGACCAUCCAAAGACGAAAGAUUCCUGUGGAAAGAAAUAACAUUUUCAGUGACAUUUUUUUUUGUUCGGAUACAAAUUUCGACCUUUCAAGACUGAUCGACUUUUCGGGCUAAUGCAGUGUUUGAUUGGCAACACAAUGUUUCCGGUUAAAAUUGUGAUACUUUUUGUUAUUAUUUUCAUUCAACAAUUCAAUACAAUCCAAUCAAAAGAUGAAUCCAUUUUAUCGAGAUUUGGUUUUGCUUGGGAUUCAUUGAUACCAAGUGAAUCAUACAAUUCUGCCAAUCGUUACAUCCAGCCAAUUGAGCCAUUAGUUAUUGGUAAUCAACCUGGUCCAUCGGCGAUUCAUCACAAUGGUCAUAGUCACUGGGAACCCAUGAUUGUACCGCAAUCAACAAGAAAUCGAAAAGUUUGGCAACCUCUUUCUUCAACUGUCGGUUCUGAUCAAACAGAACAGGAAAAAGAAACAGUCGAGGAAAACAAAGGUGAGCCAAGUUCAGAAAAUGUCGACAAACGGUGGCCUUUGAUUAGCAAGGAAAAUAUUGAAUCCGAGAUAUUCCGUGAUGAAUGGCGAACAGAGAAAUCUCCAAUUCUUGGUUUAACCAGUAACGGUCCUGAUUGGAACAAUGGGGAAGAUCCAUUUUCACGAAUUGAUAAAUCGGUUCCACACAUAACAACUCCUAUUUAUCACCGAGAUGUUGAAGAGAUUCGCAAUGAACGAAAAACGGAAAAUGGUUAUGAUAAAUCAGUUUCAAGAACAAGUAAAAUCUCAUGGGACGAUAAAGAAGAGUUUAGAGGUUCAAAUGAGGGAAAACAGGUUGAACCCAUUGUUGAUGAUCGUGAAUCAAUUAUCAUAGGUCGUCCAGGUGAAGGAGAUGAUCAAGCAGUGGCACCAUACAGUCCAACAAGACUUCAAAAUAGACCAGGAAUGGUUGCUCCUUUAUUACCAGGAAAUCCAUCAGCUCCAGCAGCUCAGCCUCAACCAUCAACUUUUGCUCCUCCUCAAAAUCCAGUGACAGUUAGGCCAACCGUAGCUACUUCAGUGAGAACAGCUUUAGGGUUAAAUACUGAGCGACCAAAUAAGAAAUAUGUUUGGUUUGAAAUGGCAAAGAAAAAAUCGGCUCGAUCUUCUGGUCGCCAGGAAAUUACCACAACUCAAUCUCCUCAAGACUAUUUCACGGAAUCUAUUACAGCAACAGCACCAUCUUCAGCCCCUCAGAAACAAAAGGCACCCAAAAAGGCAGCAAAACAACCAAAAACCAGUAAACCAAAGGUAACCAAAUCAGUCUGGGGAUUGAGAAAUGCACAAUCAGAUAACUUGAAAUUAGUAGAUCAAAACAGAUCAGAGCCAUCACCACCUUCAACUAUUGUGACUGAAAUCACUGGUACGCCAAUAAUUACAUCAACUCGAGUACCUUUCUGGGCUGAUACAUCAACAAAAUCAACAGAAGAUCUAAUCAAAGAAUGGGAAGUUAUUCCAACAGCCAACACUAAUAACGGGGGACGAAAUGCCAAUACAAGAAACACCAACACUGAACCAAAAAAGAAUAAUCUGAAAAAACGAAAAGGACAAUCAGCUGAUACAAUUACAACAACGACCAAUUCACCAGUAUAUGUACCAACAUCACAAGCUUCAUUCCCAACUUUCAAUCCAUUCACAGAGACUCGAGCAACAUCAAACAACCAAACCUUCAAAUCUUCAGCAUCUAAACAGGCUGCAAAGAAGCAAGGUAACACUAACGAUGGAAGUUUCAAUUAUAUGACUAAAAUUGAUCACGGACCUUCACCUUCACCACCAGCAUCAUCAGCAUUUUCAUUCCCCUCAACAUUGUCAACAGUCGGUAAUGACCAAAGAAGUGGUCGAUUGCAAACCAAAGGAGGCUCAAGUGGUAAAAAAGCCUCUAAAUCAAGUCCAUCAAAUAACAAGAAACGUUCAUCUAAACAAAAACAAGCCAAUAUCUCAUCAUCAUCUUUAUCAGCAUCCUCAUCGUCUGAUGAUGCCAGUAAAAGAUUUGAUAAACUGAUUCGAACAACAAAUAACCCUUCACUCGCAACCCAAACUGUGCCAACAACUGCCAAAAUUUUUAACCCAACAACAACCUUUGCCUCGCCAACAACUACAACUCGAUCAAUCACAACAACAACUCAGCAAGCGACUACAGUGACAACAGUUAAGGCUCCUAGUUCACCUGCAACAACUUACCGUUCACUUGUGACUACCAAUCAACCCGUUUUCACAGUAACACCAACCUUUUCAUCAGACAUUGAGGAUGUAUCGAUUAUACCAAAUAGAGUUCCUGGUGAAGGUUUAAGAAAAUUAGGAAACUUAAUUGUCCCGCCAAACCAACGAAGUAAGGAAACUGAAGAAGAAUUGAAAGAAGUUCGCUUGGAAGAUCUUUUACCAGGUAUUCCUAAUCAGGAUUACUCAACCCUCAAGACAGUUCCUAAAACAGCUUUCCGUUGCUCUGAUCAACAAUAUCCUGGUUAUUAUGGUGAUGUUGAAACCAAAUGUCAAGUUUUCCACAUUUGCCAAUCUGAUGGACGUCAAGAUGAUUUCAUUUGCCCCAUUGGAACGGUUUUCAAUCAAAUGCUGUUUGUGUGUGACUGGUGGAACAACUUCAGAUGUGAAGAAACACCAAAUUAUUACGAGAUGAAUGCUAAUUUAUAUGAUUAUUCAAAGGAUCCAAGUGCUAGUAACAGUGGCACCACUAGUAAUGUUAAUAAUACUAAUAAUAAAAAUAACAAUAAUAGGGAGAUCGCUACCCGUUUUGGAGAUAAAAUGUCUGGAAAAAGCGAGAAACUCGUCAGCGAGAAUGAAGAAACCACUUCAGCUGGUGAAUUGCCCAGCACAAGCUCAGUCUAUUUUGUAGAUGAUUACAAGGAAGCUACUAAAGGUAAAUCAUCGGCGGCCAAAUCUAAAAGUUCAUCUUCACCUUUAACUGUUGGACGACGUGCCAGUGCAGCAUUGGAAAGAGAAUCCGAACCAGUCGAAGAUGUUAACAAUAAUAAUUCACAAGAAAAUGGAAAAAGAAAAGCAAAUUUUGAAAGAAACGUCAGUGACGAUGUUGAAUACUUUUUCAAUGAUGAUUCUUCCACCCUCUCACCAGCAUCACCAUCAUCUUCACUGUCAUUGAAUUCACCUUCAUCCUCUUCAUUUCUCAGCUCUGAUGAUACAACGCCAACCGAUCUGUAACAACAAAGUGUAAACAUAGAUCAUCAUUGAAACAUUCAACCAUUCACCAAUACAUCAACUGUAAAUGAGUGAAAACCAGCAAAAACAAAGAGACAUUAUUUUUCUUGAAAAGAAAAGCAAAAUUAAUGAAUGAACCCUUGAUAUCAAUAGUGUUUUUUAUUGUUAUUGUCAUGAAAGUCCAAAUUUCAUUUAUUGAUGUAUUUGUAGCCUUUUUCCUCCAACUCAUGGCUAAUCACCUAUUUUUAUAAUUUCUCUAUCAAUUUCAAAUGCUAUUAUUAAACGGUUUUUUAUUUUUA